This is a messenger RNA of Trichobilharzia regenti, 2089 nucleotides long. The record is from the annotation of a GenBank genome assembly. NCBI's taxonomy places the organism in Eukaryota, Metazoa, Platyhelminthes, Trematoda, Strigeidida, Schistosomatidae.
GGGACACAGCCUGCCACAAGUUAGUUGUAUUUAUACAAAGCUGUUAUAUGAAAAUUCCGUAAACUAGUCAAAUCUUUUGCAGUGAUACGUAAAAUGGGUCAAGUGAACCCAGAAAUACUUAAUAGCGACGUAGCGAGCCACAAUUGAAUAGAGUAUGAAAUAUUGGAAAAUUCAACUAAUGUCAAUUUUACAAAGAUAUGCGUUACCAGCAGUACUCAAUCUACGAUGUAACCAGGAUUAGUAACAUACAUGAGUUGCGAAGACUACAAUGACGCUUGAUUCAAGCAGAGAAGUACUUGUCAAACCAUCCAAUGUAUUUUUUCAUCGAUCUGAUAAGGGGAAUUUCAACACAUGCGAGGUUUUAAUAGUGAACAAAUCGGCUCGAACACUGCGUUUUAAAGUUUUGUCUACUGCUCGGUCCAGAUACACACUGUCAACUUGUAAGGGCUUACUAAAAUCUGGGGAGUUUGUCAAGACGGAUAUUUCGGUCUCGAGAAUCCCAGUGAAUGAUGACGUUGCCAAGGAUUUUUUCAAGGUUCAGUUCUUCGACUCCAUUGACGGUUCCGCCUUUUGUGAACACUACAUAUGUUCAACCAUUUCACGUAAUCCAUCUCAAAAUGUUACCAGUCGUGAUUCAGAUUCGUGCAGCACUUGGCCAAGUCGUUACCAUGAUGUGGGAUUGUCUGUUGCCAGUCUGCGUGCAGCGUCUUUAUCACGCGCAAUUGGAGAUUUAGUUGGGUCUGAAAAGCACUCAGUGAAUUCAAAGGCCUAUUUGUCAGUGGAUCGUGCAAAAAGUUUGGUUUUUCCAAACUUUUCAUCCACGAUGAAGGUACAGAAAACCAUAACAAAUCCGAAUACGCUAAAAAUUGGCCAUGUCAAUAAUGCUAGUGAAACAGCAAACAGUAAAACUGGCGUUUUACUCCUAUAUGAUCUAUUUUACAGUUUUUUAUUUCUAUUAAGUUUGUUAGUUUGUUUAUUUGGCAUAUUACUACCAUUUCUUCCGUAUGAUAGUAAAUUAUGGUUGUUGUCAAAAAUUCUACGUGAAUCACCAAAAUCAGAUUAUCCUGCCAGUAUGCCUAAUUCACUAGCAUUUCCGUAUCAUGCGCAAAAAGCCUAUAGUUAUGCAAAGUUUUAUAAACAAACGCCUAGCAAUGAUGCUACAUAUUCAUCGACUACUACAGAAUGUCCUGCAGGUGAUAAUCUAUCAAAGGAUGAAUUCAAUCGUCAGACUCAUUUGGCUUUUGUUGCGUUUAAAGCAGCUUUUCAUAGUAUUUGCAAAGCAUUGAUUGCUUUGGAUCCAUCAGUUGCAAUUGCCAAUAUGUCAUGGUUUUGUCUCGGUUUAUUAAUCAUGUAUCGUUGGACAAAAAGGCGUUAAGUUUGAAAAAGAAAUAUGCCAACCAUAAUGCCUCCUGCAAAAACAGACUUAGAGUUAGUUGUUGAGCUAAAAAUGCUGUAUUCUUUGUUGAUUUGUUUAAUUAUUCGUUUAAUGGUGAUUAUUGUAAUUAAAUUUGCGUGUGCGUGCGUGUGUGUGUGUGUGUGUGUGUGUGGGAUGCGUGAGGAUAACGACCCCAUCACAAGCUUAAAGCUCUGCAUUCCACUCGGAACGCAAAAAGAAAAAAACGAUAUCGUUGUUGUAUAUUCACAAGGGUUUAUUUUACUCACUGUUCUUUCUUUCUUUUUAUCCCUUUCUGUUUACUCUUUUGUUCAUUUAAAUGAUUUUAAAGUUCUUUAAUUAAUUAACUUCAAACCUGUUUGUUUUUGUUUUGAAAAGUGAAAUCUUGUUGUACACAAUCUUUUCAUUUAUUUUACUGAAAAAUGUAUGUUCAUCAGUAUGUUUUCAGAUUUUGUCUGUGUCUGUCUCUGUCUGACAUUUCACAUGAGAGAGAGAGAGAGAGAUACUACUAAUCAUCAUUUUACCGUUGCCUUUUUGUUGUUUUUUUAUCAGAGAAAAAUUGUGUACACAGAAUAAAACCCACCUAACUAGCUGGACACAUUUUUGUGUUUAUCGUGUUUUCCUCUCUUGACAACAGUUAUAAGUAGUCAGGCUCUCUCUCCCUCUCUCUCUCUAUAUAUAUAUAUAUAUAUAUAU